AUGGCAGCAGAGCCUCUAUCCGCCGACGUCGUGGCCAUGUACUCGGCCAUCAUCGACGAAAUCCUGCGCGCGAGCGACAUCAACACAAUCUCUGCGAAGCGCAUACGGAAGGGUCUACAAGAAAGAGUUGACCAUGAUCUCUCACAGCAAAAGCGCUUCGACAAGUUCAACAGCGAGCAGAAUGGCGGCUCUGAGGCCUCUGAACCCGUGCCCACGGUCGAGAAUGGCGCCAAAACCUCCAAUGGCGACACCUCGGACGUCUCAAACAACAAGCGAUCAGCCGAUGACGAGUCUGUAGUGUCCGAGGUUGAAGAUGUUGUGCCUCCGAAAAAGAAGGUCAAGAAGACCCGGGUCAAGGACGAGGAUGAUGAUGCUGCUUUCGCCGCGAGAUUACAGGCUGAGGAGAAUGCACGCAUGGGCAGAGCGACGCGGGGUGGUAAUACAAAGCGGAGAGCACCAGCGCCGAAAAAGAAGACGAAGAAGAAGAGCUCGAACCGUGUCAAGGACGAAGAUGACAGCGACAUCGGGUCGGGAAGUGGAGGGGAAAAGAAGAGUCCAAGUCGGAAAGGAGGCUUCCAUAAACCCAUGGCCCUCUCCCCAGCUCUCUCGGAACUGCUCGGCGAAACCCAGCUCUCGCGACCGCAAACAGUAAAGAAGAUAUGGGAAUACGUCAAGGCGCGCGAACUCCAAGACCCAAGCGACAAGCGCCAGAUCCGAUGCGACGAUGCCAUGCGCGCAGUCUUCAAGCAAGACCGUGUCCACAUGUUCACCAUGAACAAGAUCCUCAACCAGAAUCUGUAUGCAGUCGACGAAGUGGUAAACUAGUGCAUACCUGUUCUGGGAUGACACCUUGCACUAGGAUGUGCAUCUUGUCGACGUCACUGCGCCAUGUAACCAUCUGGAUCCAAAAUCGAUGCAUUUCUAUUACAACCCCAUA
Molecule: messenger RNA, 937 nt
Organism: Pyrenophora tritici-repentis Pt-1C-BFP
Lineage: Eukaryota; Fungi; Ascomycota; Dothideomycetes; Pleosporales; Pleosporaceae
Source: RefSeq, a predicted model, not a curated record